Molecule: messenger RNA, 7607 nt
Organism: Xyrichtys novacula (pearly razorfish)
Lineage: Eukaryota; Metazoa; Chordata; Actinopteri; Labriformes; Labridae
Source: the annotation of a GenBank genome assembly
AUGGCUCGCUGCAGGAGUUACUUACGAGGACUCUCCAUCUGUGUCACAGUGCUGCUACUGGUGAGCUAAUGGCUAACUGCUAAUAUGCUAAUAUGUUUGUGAGGUAAACAUCAUAGUAAGACAUAGGUAUCUUAAUUAACUUGAGGAUUUAACAUAAAGAUUUAACAUAAGAACAUAAAAUUAAGAGAAAACAGAUUCAUAGCAUCUCCCAACUCUAAUUGGAAAGUCUUAUAGUAAAAGAUUCAUUAAAAUGAAAUGUUGUUAAAUCUUGUGUCAAUACAUUGACUGAUUUAACAACAUUAAAAAGUUACAAGCCCAGAAAUAGACUGAAUGAUUUACUUCCAGUUCAUCUUAUUUAUUUGGCUUUAUUCAGAUAGAGAAUAUCUGGUUGAAAAGUUAAGAUUACAGAAUUGAGGGAAACAGAGACAAAAACAAAUUUAGAAAUGUCAAUUGUGAUUGCAGAAACAAUGUGUAUUACAUUUUCCCAAAAAAAUUAAAAAAAAAAUGAUUAUGAGUAUAAAGUAAAAAAGUAUUCCAAGAAAAUAGUUGAAAUAUUAUAAGUUAUUAUAUCAGAGCGCUAAUUAAUAAUAUUCCUGACUAAAAGUCUUGAUAUUCUGAAAAUUAACCUGUAAUUUUCUGAAAAAGUCAUCAAUUUUAAAUGAAGAGUCACAAAAUUACAAAGAGUUAUAAUAAUCCAAUUUCUAAAUUGUGAUUUUACAAGAAUAGUUAUAAUAUUACAUUACAAAAGUCAUAAUAAUCCCAGAAUGGAUUUGUAAUAUCAAAAGAAUAAAGUGGUCAUAUACUGAGAAUAAAACCUUAGCAUUAAUUAAAAAAGUCUUAUUAUUCUGAGAAUAAAAUUCUGAUAUUAUGAGAAAAAGUUGUAAUAUUAAUGUAUGUGAUAUAAGUUGUUAUGAUUCUAGGAUAAGUCAUUAAAUUCCAUUAAAAGUUGCUCUGUUAACAGAAUUAAGUUGCAAUCUUACGAGAAUAAACUCCCCAUAUCAUAAGGGAAAAAGUUGCACGACUCAGAAAAUAGAGUUUUAUAUACAAAGACAAAAGUUGAGAUAUUGCAAGAACAAAGUCCCCAAAUUAUAUGGAAAAGGUGGUAAUAGAGUUGUAAUAUUUCAGGAAUUAAGUUGUAAUACACUGAGAAUGAAAUUCUAGUACGAUGAUAUGCCAAACAAAGUUUUAAAAACUCUAAAUUAAAGUAGUGUAAUUCCAAAACUUAAGUCCUUGCAAAACUUGAAAAAUUCACAAGAUUCUAAAAAUAAAGUCAAAAUAUAAAGUGUGAAUAUUGUGAGGAUAGAGCAACGAUAUAUAUACAUAUAUAAAACAAAAAUGCAGUUUCCAGGGGCUGAGUCUGUACUUUCUGAGAAUAAAGAUGAAUCAUUGAAGGAUUGAUGAUUCACCCUUUCCAAAUUUAUAGUUGAAAAAUAACAUUCUGACAAUAGAGUUGCAAUAGUUUCAGUUUUCAUAAUUUAAGAAUAAAGUCAUGUUUGCUUGAGGAAAAAAAAUUACACACACACACACACACACACACACACACACACACACACACACACACACACACACACACAUAUAUAUAUGUAUAUAGAUAUAUACAUAUAUAAAUAAUUGCAAUAACCCAAGUAAAGUUGUUAAAUAACUUUUAUAGAAUAUAAUGUUGCAAUAAUUGGGUUUCUGUUAAUUUCUGUAAAUAGACUCAUAUGACACAAAAGUUAUUCAUAUUAUUGAGAGUAAAAUUGCACAAUUACCAGAAAAAGAUGGAAUAUCAAGAAAAAAGAUGUGAUUUAAAAUCAAUACUUUAGUUAUAAACAGGUUAAACAUGAGAUAUAGCUUUUUAGUUUUAAUAGCCUGUGAAAAGAGUUGUAAUGUUCAGAGAACAGAGGCUAGAUAUCACAGAAGUUGGAGUGUGACCCAAGCACAUUCCUUAAAUUAAAGUUUGGAAAUCACUCCUUGGGAAGCUUGUAAGAAGAUAUCACAACUCCUCAUUUCAUAACAAUUAGUUUUGGGCCUGACAGUAGUCCCGCCUCUGAUGAGGCAACUUGCUAAUAAUAGUUGAGUUUUUUUGGAUGGCACCAUGGGUGGCCAAUCAGAUUACAAAGGGGGGCCUAUGCCACCAUACCACCCCAAGGAUUGGUUCUGGUUGUACAUAAUUUAAAGUUUAUUUUUGUUUUUUGUUUUUUUUGAGUUUUUGUAUGUUGAUGUCUGUACUUUUUUGGGCAUUAAUAUUAUUUCAUUGUAAUUGCUUUACAUUCAAAUGUUGUUUUUAGAGAGAUUAAAGCAGAGCUGAAAAGUAGCAUAACAAUAAAGUCUGCACAGAACAUCACUUUAAUGCUCUCUAUUGGAACGAUGUGAAAGUGCCAUGCUGUAAAUAUUAUAUAAUCUAAAAAAAAUGAUGUUAACGUUAUUGUAAGUAGAUGGAAAAUAGCUGCCUAACUUUUUUCAUUAAAUCUCUGACAGGGAAAAUAUUCCAUUGUGGUGUUCUUUAUUUACCAGCUCCUGCUUCCUGUUUUGGUGCCUGUUAGACAUAAUCGGCUGACUACACUGAUUUUAGUGUCAGAUAUUUCAUUGUAGGAGUAUUUAAUCCUGUAAUGCCACAGUGUUUUUCAGACCUUGUGAAUUGUUGUCUCUCUAUGUAAAACAGACAUAGACAUGAUAUUUUUUAUCUUUUUCAUUCUCUUUACUGACUACAAUGGAUAUAAUGUGUUUUGGGGCUUUGUAAGUGUCCUUUCAUUGUAUUUUAAUUAGUUGUAGACUAACUGCUUUUUUAUCCUUGAUGUUGAUUUCUUUUUUCUAGAACAUCCUCGUUAAGCAGCUGCUUUUAAAUUUGCUGCAAAAUUAGAAAUAGCUGCAGAAACUACAAAAACAAAAAGAAACUAGAAAAGCACUCGGAGAGCGCAGACCUCCGCCAAGCAGUUCAUGUCCCCCCUUAAGCAAGUAAUGCCCUGACAGGGAUUGAAACCCAGGACCUUCUGGUUGUGAAGCAACAGUGCUAACCACUACACCACUGUGCUGCCUAUCUACACCACUGUGCCGCCCAUUGGUUAUCUUUCAGCAUUGAAAAUUCCAAUGACACCCUUAUUUUUGUGUGUUCUGGAUCACAGUAUCCAGAAUUUUGUCUGGAUGACCACCAAAAUUUAACGGGAUCCUCCUGGGGCUGAGACGCACCUCUGGUGAAAAUUUCAGGUCAAUCCGUCUGUUACUUUCUCCGUAAAGUUGCUAACAGACAAACAAACAAACAAACAAACAAACAAACAAACCAACCAACGCUACCGAAAACAUAACCUCCUUGGCGGAGGUAAUGACAAUCCAUCAAGAAAGCCUUUAGGUGGGUUUGUACAGUAAGAGUUUCUGUGAAAGUCCAAACUCUGACUGUGAGACUGAUGAUGUCAAGUUUUAUAGUUCCCAGCUGAUGAGGGUCUGAUGAGCAUCUCUCUGGGGAAGCUGAACAGUUUCAGAGGAAUGUUGCUGCUGUUAAAGACUUCCUUCUUCUGUGAAAACCAACAAACUCACUCAGUCAUGGCAGUUUAACAAACUUUUUUGUCUGUUUCCCUUCAUUACCUCUCUGCAGGUGUCUGGUGUGGUGAUGAUUGGUGCUGGAUUUGCCUCCAUGGAGGGAAAUACUCCAGUUGCUGAGGUAACUGUGUUUGUGUUAGACCUCAACGCACUACUAUUCGUCCCACAUGGUUGGUUUGUUGUUUCAAGCAACUUUUCUUUCCCAAGACUAUAGACUGUUGAAAAGAUGGCCGUCCUCUCACUGAUGUCACCCAUUGGUUACUCAAGAGGCAUUAUGUGGCACAAAGAAUUGUGAAUGUUUACCUUAACUGGCUUCCAGCUAAUCAGCAAACCAGCAAAUACACAUGCCCCAAAUGCAUAACUCUGACCCAGACUUUAUAUCAGCAUAAAAUAUCACAAUUACUGAACAACCGUGGUAUUAUUUUAUUGGUAUUUAAAAAAGGCAAGAAGCGGAAUAUGAGUGAACAUGUUUUAACAGUGGCAGUAAGUAAAUAUACAUUAUUCAACAAGUGGAUGCAUAGACCAUUCAUUUGUCAGUGUCAAACAAGAUAGAAGCCUAGGAUUUUAAUUUCCCUUUUUCAAUUUAAAUGCUGUAUUGGUCUAUAGUUCAAAAAUUAUUGAUAAAAUCUGCAAAAUGAAAAUAAAAAAAAGGUUCCUAUAAGUGUCUUCUGACUCCACUAUAUUUUUUGUAGGCUGUAAACAUGCUAAAUUCUGCUGUAGUAAAGCUGAUAUUUUAAUAUGGGGUCACUUUGGGAACUGCUGCUUUAAUAGUAGCUUCAUAACAGUUUUUCUUAAGACAAAAUAAAACCAGCUCAUUUCAUACACACACAAAAAUUGACUUUUCCUAUUUCCUUUUUUCCCAGUUGUUUGACCAGUUGUCUAGCAGUGAUGGUCUACUGGCCCUGCAGGUGUUUGGCCCUGUCACUGUAAUUUUAUCCAUUCUGGGUAUUUGUGCUGCAACAUUGGACCUCAAGCCAUUGCUCUUGGUGGUGAGACCCUCCUCUCUUACCCAAAACCUAAAACUAAUUCUGAACCAAAAAUUAACUUACCUUCCUUGUGGGGGCAUGGUCCCCUUGUCCCCAUCAGAAAGUCAAGUCCCUACUUUGUACUAAAAAGAAGAACUGAAGGCCUGUGGCUAAUCUGUGUUUAUAUUUUCCAGUUUUCUGUUCUGAUAUUUGUGGAGUUCGUAGCUAUGAUGGUUGUUGCCUCCCCACUGGUUCAAGUUCAAACCCAGGUAACUUCUAUUUAGUUUGUCUGUAAAGUCUAUUACUUUCUUUACCACCUCCAGCACCCCCGGUGGUGCUUUGUUUAUUGCAGCUUACGUUCCUGAACAUUUAAAAAGCUCACACUCUUUCUUGUGCUGUUUUUUUUAAUCACUGCAUUUUUGUCUGCAAAAAAUCUUUUUGUGGAUAAUUUUGUCCUAGAGUUACUCUUUAAUAUUUAUGUACUGCUCAGUUUGUUUUUUCUGUUUUGCAGAUGGACGCUGAGGUCGAAAAUGUGUUUCUAAAUGUAACUCCCCUUCACAGAACAGACCAUUACAUCCAGCGUGAACUGAACAAGCUGCAGGCCUCAGUAGGAAACUUUGAACAAAAACCGAGAACAGAUCAAAUGUAUUAAUCUGAUGUGAUCUUAAAGGAUUUAAAACAAACAAACAAACAAAAAAAAACACAAAUAUUUUUGAGAGACAUAUAGUAUCUGCCAGUUUUGUAAGAGCUGUAAAAUUCAUGUUGACGUUGAUUUUUUAGAUACUGUCUUUUCCCAGGAUUCCUGUUGUGGUUUGAGGAGUUAUAAAGACUGGGAGGAUCAACUUCCAAACACAUGUGGAUGCACAUUUGCCAACACCUCUGAGUUAAAUCCAAGGUACAGCAACAAAAACAUGAGAACCUAAUAAGCAGAUUCACACAUAUGAGGAAUUUGACUUGGCAUUUUUGUACCAAAACAAUGAAGACAGAAUUAUAAAAAUUAUAAAUGUAAAUAUAAAUAAUGAAAAAUAGCAAUGUACAUAUGUGAGUGAAUCCCUGUUCGUAGUAUGGGUUUGUUCUUACAAAGGACCUUACAAAUUUGUAGUUUUUCUUGAAAUAUAAUUCUCAAUGCUUUCAUACAUAUACAAGUUUUCAAAGUAUCCAUUUUCUUGCAGAAGUAUCAGAUUUUGUAACCAGAAAGGUUUUAACUGAAGGACUCUGCAUCUUGAGGUACUCAAGAUGUCUCUCAAAUUUAAAGUUAUUGAAAUUUUUAAAACUUUGUCAGGCAGAUUUGUUCUGUGGCUCCUAAGAUCAACUACACAAACAUUACAUGGCACAUCAGACAUUUCACUUAAUAACAAAAACAUUUCAUUGAUAUCAAAAUGUGGGAAAAAAUAAUGAGAUGAAUGUUUUAUAAAAGAUAUAAGAAUCCACAAAAUUCAAAAAUAUUCAAUGAAAUAUAUAAAAAAAACUCUUACAGUACAAAAAAAAUGUUUGAAAAAAAAAAGUUCACAAAAUAUUUAGAUUAGACAAAAACUAGAAGAAGACUACAAAUAAAUGUUUUUUAAAAUCUGUCCAAUUUUGCAUUUAAUGAAAUGUUAAAGAAUUUAGUAAAAUUUUAGGAGGUUUUAACAAAAAAAAAAAAAUCAUAGUUAUUAAGUCGAUUUUGUGUUUCAUUAAAUUCUUUUGUGUUUUGACAAGAGUAAUAACAUUUCAUAAACUUAUUUUUUUUCCUAAAUAAUUUUAGCAAUUUGGGAUUUUAUUCUGUGUUUCCUAUUUCUUUUUAUUAUGAUAUUAAGGCUUUUAGUAAAAAGGUGAGCUAGAGAGGAAAUGUUUGUGCAAUUGACCUCAUAUAAUUGGGCUAUAUAUAACACCAUCACUAUUAAUGUACCAGCAAUUCAAUGUAGUACAAGAUAUACUGAAUUUCCCCAAAACAGAAAACAUCUUCAUAUUGUCAUGGUUUUGAGUUUUUGUUGUGUUUCCAAAAAUUCUGCAAAACUUUCUCUAUUAUUACAGCUCUCAAGUGGUUGACAUUAGUUCGGGAGAGCCCUGUGUGAUGGUGGGCAGCGACCAAAAUCCUCCAACCGUACAGGUCACAGAAGGGGGAUGGGUUCACUCUAAGGUAGCUACAUGUGCCAUUUCAGACCCACCCUCACCCUAUCAUCAUUGUUUAAUUUAAUUUAAUAAUAUUUAGUUUUAACAAGAGUUUGGUACUCAUACAAAUACCACUGCUGACACUUUUACAAGAAGUCCUCCCUAUUUUUAAGUGACCCUUUGUCAACUUGUUCUACAGCUUUUUAGAAAUACAGUCCAUGCUUUAUCCUUAAAAUAUCAUCUGCUAUUUCAUUUCAGCCCUGUGGUCCUAUCCUGAAGAGCUACUUGAGCUUCCCCAUCAGACUCAGGAUAGGAAUCAUUUCAGCCUUUUCUACCAUCACGGUACACAGUCACAUACUAAAUCCUUAUCCUUUUCUAGAAUUUGUGAGCAUUUCUUUAGUUAAUUGUUUUAAAAAUAGCCAAGUUCACAAAACUUAAUGACACUCAGUCUGAAAAGGGUACGAUAUAAUAGCAAAGUUGGGAACUUAAGUGUCUAACAGUUGAAUUCAGAGUAAUAGAAAAUUCAGAUAUUUGGCUUUUUAAGUGGCAUCCCACUGGAAUCUUCAUAUCCUUGAAAAUACACAUUAUGGCAUCACAGUACACAAAUGAUGCUAAUAACACAACAAAUACCAUCAUAUAGUGACUGGGUUCAGGUUUGGCCUGUAGAGAGGGAGACCCAUUUUGGCAACAUAGAUAUAAAUGUGUGUGUUGGUCUGACAAUACACUUAUGUUGCUUUUAAAUGGCACUGUAGUCAUGUCUCAGUAUCAUUUGAAAUUUUAAAGAGGAUAUCACAAGAUGCCUUUGUACAGGUAAGGGGUCCUAGUUCGCUUGUUAACCAGAACCACUCAUUAGUAACAUAAACAAGUAUGUGUAUCAUCAUUUAUGUAUAUGCGUGUGUAUGUGUGUUGCAGAUAUUUGCCAUUGCUUUGUGUCUGGCUUUGGGCCUGGAAGAAUAUUGGAAGACGCAAACAGUGCAAACUACCAUCGAUGACUACAACAGAGUCAAAUACCAACCCAAACCUACCCCAACUUGA